Molecule: messenger RNA, 6363 nt
Organism: Octopus bimaculoides (California two-spot octopus)
Lineage: Eukaryota; Metazoa; Mollusca; Cephalopoda; Octopoda; Octopodidae
Product: tigger transposable element-derived protein 1-like
Source: RefSeq, a predicted model, not a curated record
UACAACCGCGAAAUGUAAUGUUCCUAACAGCGCUUCAGAAGGUGAAUUAAUUUCUAAUUAAUAAUAUUCGAGUAAAUAUAAUAAACACGAGUGUUUUUAAUACUUGAUAUAAAAAUCUGUUUACACGAAGAUAUCCCUCGCGUUACGGAAAUUCAUAUUACGGAAGUUCCGCACUUACGGUAAUUGUGAACUAUAACAACUAAUUUCGGGAUACGAACCGAAAUUUCACGCCACGGUAACUCGGCUAAAUUCUAACUAUUUUAAUAAUAACCUAAAUCACAAUAUAAAUGUCAAAAUAUUUCUUUUUUCUUGUUAGAAGUAAUAUAUAUUUCUUGUGGAUUUCUUGACUACCAUUGCUGCUGUUGGAUUUAACUUUUACGAACGUACAGUGAAGACGUUACGCUUAUUCAAGAUGACUGGAAAGAGGCCAUCAAAUGGAAGUCAAAGCAGUAGUGUGAAAAGGAGUCGGAAAGGGAUUACAUUAGACGUUAAGCUUGAUAUUUUACGUAGAUUCGAUGCAGGAGAAAAACUAAGUCACAUAGCAAAAUCGUUAAAGCUUGCAGCAUCUACAGUAGGAACAAUACGUGACAAUAAAGACAAAAUUAGAAAAAUUGCUCAAGAAACUACUCCUUUAACUGCCCGGACAUUGUUUUUUCAUAGAUCUGAUGUAAUGCUGAAGAUGGAACGGCUCCUGAGUGUGUGGAUCAAUGAACAGACUAGACAUAAUGUACCAAUAAGUGCAGUGGUCAUUCAGGCGAAAGCAAAAACUUUGUAUGAACAUUUGCAGGAAAAGGAAGGUGCAACUUCUGUUGUGAAACCUUUCCUUGCUAGUAAAGGCUGGUUUGAAAGGUUUAAAAAACGUUUUAAAUUGCACAAAAUAAAAAUGAACAAUGGAGCUGACAGUAUUGGCACAAAUAUUGAUAUAUGUACUAAUACAGAAGACACAAUGGCAAAUACCGAAGAUGAUAUAUAUGACAAUAUAGAGGCUGAUACAGAGGUUAAUAUAGAUGAUAGUACAGAGACUAAUAUAAAAAUUCAUAUAGAAGACAGUACAGAAGAUACAAAAGUUCAUAUAGAAGCUAAUGCAGAGGCUGAUAUGGUAGCUAAUACUAGUUAUGUUGAGAAACUCAAGAAAAUGAUUGUUGAAGGAGGCUACACACCAGAACAAGUGUACAAUGUUGAUGAAACUGGACUUUUCUGGAAGCGUAUGCCUGCUGGGACUUUUAUUUCCAAUGAAGAAAAAUCAGCACCAGGCUUUAAAGUUUCUAAAGAUCGCCUGACACUUCUUGUGGGAGGAAAUGCUGCUGGUAAUAUGAAAUUAAAGCCCCUACUUGUUUAUCACUCUGAAAAUCCAAAAGCUUUCAAGGGUUAUGCUAAGUCUAAUCUACCUGUAAUAUGGCGUUCAAAUAAGAAGGCUUGGAUGACUACAAGCCUUUUCCAAGACUGGUUUACAAACUUUUUUUGCCCUGCUAUAGAAAUCUACAGUGCAAAGCGUAAUAUUUCCAACAAGGCAUUGCUACUUUUAGACAAUGCACCAAGCCACCCUGUGAACUUAAAUGAUCUUUCUGAUAACGUGAGGGUGGAAUUUAUUCCCAAGAACACAGCCUCUUUACUCCAGCCAAUGGAUCAAGGUGUGGUAGCUCUCUUCAAAGCAUAUUACCACAGAAGAAUUUUUAAACAACUCAUAAAAGCCAUUGAUGGUGAGGAUAAAACUACAGUUAGAGACUAUUGGACAAAGUUUAACAUUAUGAAUGCUGUAGAUAAUAUAGCUGACUCAUGGAAUGAAGUAAAACUUUCAACAAUGAACAGUGUUUGGAAAAACAUAUGGCCAGACUGUGUCCGUGACUUUACAGAUUUUCCACCAGUAGAAAGUCUAUAUCAAGUUCAGCAGGACAUUGUGACACUUACAAAUAGUGCAGGGUUUGAAGAAGUCAAAGAAAAUGAUGUGAUUGAGUUAUUGGUGUCCCAUAGAGAAAGCUUGUCUAAUGAGGAGCUGCUGCUGUUGGAACAAGAUCGAGCUGCAGAAGAAGAAGAGGAAGAUAUAGAAGCUGCCUCCACCCAACUUCAGUUGAAUGUUGAUCAUUUGGCUACAGGGUUGGCACUUAUACAGGAAGGUCUCCAAAUCUUUGCUGAUAACGACCCCAAUCGUGAACGCAACAUCAAAGUUAUAAGAGGAGUUCAUAAUGAGCUCAGAUCCUACAUUGAACUGUACAAAGAAAAGUUACGUCAUUAUUCCCAAUAACUUCCAUUGCAUCAUCUUCUACCAUGCAGCAGCCAAAAUCUUUUCUGAUACACAAAUACGUCUACAGAGAACAUGAAGACCUUUACAAGAGGUGAUGUCAGUGGAAUAAAUACCGGAAAAAAUACAAACCAUUCCAAAGUGAUGAUGCAGGAGAAAUUGUUCCUUGUAGAUACAAAAGGAAAAAUUCCACAGAAAAUUUCUAGCAGAGACCAAUCUGAGAAUCUCAUUCACUGAAUUUUGCUGCUACAUCCUUUUAAAGGUUGUGUACCCCUGUCUGCUUAUGAGACUGUAUGUGCAAACUACACAAGAAUCUAAGCUUUCUGGCAAAAAAGUUUUGUGAGCUGAAGCUGAUUGGGACUUCUGAUCUAGAGAGAUUUGCCAAACCUGUUUGUUGUGGUACUGCCAGCAGGAGUUGUAUGUAUAGAGUGUGUGAAAAGUACAAAGAGAAAACAGUUCUCUUCUAGAGUACAUAUGACAGUGCUGAAAAAGUGUCCUGUACCCAUUAAGGGACAGGUGAGAAGGUAAACAGAUACUUUCAGGUAGGGUCAAAAAAGAGAAAGGCUAACAGGAGCAACUUGUUGAAUAGUUUUAUGUGUUUAAGUAAGUUCUAAAAGCUUUUCUUCGGUAUGAAGCAGCAUUAUACCAACUACUAAGUGCUAAGGUCUGAGAGAGCAGAGUCCUUGAGAAAUAUUUAAUCCAUCUAGAUUUUUCUGGGAGUUUUAUUUACAAGUGCUAUCAUGAUAUCUAAGCAGUGCACUUUGGAUCAUCUCACAAAGAGGAAACACUACAUUGAUGGGUUUGUUUAUGCAGAUAGUAACCAAGAACAGACCUGCUUCUGCACAAUAUCCUUACCAAAACACAAAACCUUCUGCAGCUGUAUUGAUUCAUCUGAAUCUUGUGUUGGAUUCUGCAGAAAAUGUACCUUAAGGUUUCUGUGUUGGUCCUUAUUCCCACCAUUUACAGAAGGGCAUUUUUCCCUCUGUUCAGCUGUGGUUUGGAGAUAUAAGGUGUCAAAGCAGGGAUUUGGAAUUUUUGAGGUGUGCCAUAGUAUAUGAUAUUAGUGUAGCUGUGAAUAGAACUAAGCAAUUGUAGUUUUUCAAAUUCAGGAAAAAUGGUUUUACAACUUCUUGCUGAACAACCUACGUAAACGAUGUGUUUAUAGCAAUCAAAUUGUUAUUCGGUACAUAAGUUCUCUCCCUUGAUGAAAUUACCAUUACCUGCAUACAGGUAAGCAGUGUAUUAUACAUCAGAUGACAAAGUAACAUGAAAUGAAGUAUUUUGCUCAAGAGCACAAUGUGCUGCCUGGUCCAAGAAUUGAACCCACAAUCUUGUAAUCAUGAGUGCAACACACUUACCACUAGGCCCCACACCCUUGCUGAAUAGAACUACUGAGAUGAUAAUGACUAUGGUUAGAACAUUCAAAAUCUCCAAAGCCCUUUUGGAAAAACCAACACUCAUAUUCAGUUGUUCUUUAUUCAUGAUGAAAUUCUUGAGUGUGUACCUGUAAACUUAUCUUGAAACCAUGAGAAUAUAUCAGGAGGAAAUUAAUGCUUCGGGUGAGAUAAUAUCUCAUGGUGUCAGUUGUAGGUGGCUGUCCCAGAAAGUAUUUCCUUUCUGAGUGUUGGAAUAACUAAUAUUUCAGCUAUGCCAUAAAGCUACCGCCAUGAUGGUGCCAACUACUGUGUCACAGACCAGUCACAAAUCUUUGAGAAGAUCCCGAAGUGUCAUACCAGCAGUGUGUACUCUCAUAUGAUAAAGAUUUUUAUACAGGAGUAAUCCUUGCUAGGGAUGAACCCCCAUGUUCAAGUUAAAUUCUUGUGACCAUGUUGGACUAAACAACUUGUUUGGGCCAAUUUGUGAAGAGUAUGUAUCAUGGUAUCUGUUUCCUCAUCAUAAAUUUCAGAUCAUCUCACUAUUAUCAUGAGACAUGGAAGUGUGGCCAGGCUUUCUAAAUAAUGGUUUCAAAUUUUGGUACAUGGUCAGCAAUUUUAGGGGAAGGAUAAGUCAGUUACAUCAGUCUCAGUAUGUGACUGGUACUUUAUUUUAUCAACCUCAAAAGAUGAAAAGUGUAAUUGACCUUAGCGGGGUUUGAACUCAGAAUGUAAAGAACCAGGAAGGUUUUCUAAAUAAUAGAUUACAUGAAACAACACUACAUUCACAAUUUUAGAGCUCGAUCGUUUCCACUGAGGUAAUUUAUUUCACAAUAACUGAUACAGUACAUUUUAUUUUUUAAUGAUCCUAUAGACAAGUCUAUCCCAUUAAUGUGUGUGAGGAAUCUAUUCCUUGGUUUUUUUAUUCAUUGUUAUAUGUUGAAUUCUUCAUGAACUGUUUUGUUUCGUUUUGGGGCAGGGGGGAUCUCUUUUAUCUUGUUUCUGCAAUUGAAUUGUGGCCAUGCUUGGGCACAGCCUUGAAGAUAUUAGUCAAACAAAUCAAUCCCAGUACUUAUUUUCUUUUUUAAGUCUGGUACUUAUUCUAUUUUGCUGUAAAACCAAAUUAUGGGAAUGUAAACAAACUGACACACUGGUUGUCAAGCAGUGGUGGGGGACAAACACAGGCACAAAGACCCCCCCACACAGACGCAAACUCACAUAUCUUUUAUCUUUUACUUGUUUCAGUCAUUUGACUGUUGCCAUGCUGGGGCACCGGCUUGAAAGGUUUUAGUCGAACAAAUCAACCCCAGGGCUUAAUUUGUUUUAAGCCUAGUACUUAUUGUAUCAAUCUCUUUUGCUGAACUGCUAAGUUAUGGGGACGUAAACAUACCAACACCGGUUGUCAAGUGGUGAUGGGGAACAAACACAGACACACACACAGAUACAUACAUUUUCAUAGCAUAUCUUGAUUGCCUCAAUAACUGAAGAGAUGCCGGUGCAGGUUUCCACCCCGACAUCCAAAACUCAGAGUUUUAUUAUGGCAACCGAAUUAUUGUCACAUAUUAUAUUACAGAUAUAUAUAUACAUGAUGGGCUUCUUUCAGUUUCCAACUAACAAAUCCACUCACAAGGCCCAAAGCUAUAGUAGAAGACACUUACUCAGUGGGACUGAACCUGGAACCAUGUGGUUGAAAAGCAAACUUCUUACCGAACAGCCAUGCCUGUGCCUAUAUAUAUAUCAUUCAACUAUGACUGUUGUUGAAUAAUAUUCUUAAGGUUGCAAUUUACUCACAUGCAGCAUCUUUCAGAGCUUGUCGUUAAUUCGGUUCAUAACCAAAUUGAAAACUGUUAACAUUUUUGAAGAGGACUGAUCCCUUGCUACAUUUUGGCAUUGAAAAUUUGAGAUUUGAUCCAGUAGUAAAAAGUUUACAUCAAAAUUUGUAGGAUAGUAAGUAACGCAACCAUUCAAGUUUAGAUCUAAAUAACAUUUUUAUUUUAAAAGCAAAAUAUAUUUAUCUUAGCUUCAAUGAUAGAAGAAAGCAUGAAAAAUUUCAUAGUUUUGUUCCCAUGCAACAAAAAUUUGUAUCGAAAAACUGUGAGGGUAAAAUAUCAUGAAAAAAAUAUAUAAGUAAGGCAAAAAAUUGAAUUUAAGUAUAAUUAACUUAUUUAUUUUAAAAACAAACUAUAUUUUAAUUAAGCUUAAAUGAUAGAGCUCAAUGAAGUUUUAAAAGAAAAAAGUUAUGAGUGUUUAUUUCUCAAAUUUGAGGGUGACAAUAUAGUUCUAUAAGGGGACUUUUAAUAUAUGUCACCAGCGCCAUUGAGGUAAGGUAAGAAUUAUCAACAACACCACUAAUUGACAUAUUAUUGAUUAGCAUAAUAGCAUCGCCUGGAAAAAACAGGGAUUACAUGGAAAAAUGCGAACAAGAGAAAUAAUAUUCUUAAGAUUAUAAACCUGGAAUAUUACAGGACAAGUUAUUACACUUGGAAAAAUUCAAGACAACUUAUUACAUCUGGUAAAGUACAGAACAAGAAAAUUUUUACUUAAAAUAUUGCAGCUAAGGAUAAAAUUUGAAUCAUCAUCAUCAUCAUCAUCAUCGUUUAACGUCCGCUUUCCAUGCUAGCAUGGGUUGGACGAUUUGACUGAGGACUGGUGAAACCGGAUGGCAACACCAGGCUCCAGUCUGAUUUGGCAGAGUUUCUACAGCUGGAUGCCCUUCCUAACGCCAACCACUCAGAGAGUGUAGUGGGUGCU